UCCACUGUUGCGUUUUUUUUCCGUGCGUACAUCCAUAGAUAAAAACGCACGGAUUUUUAAUCUCCAGUGCUGCGUUUUGCGUUGUGCAUAAAUUUAAUGCGUGCUGCAAUUCAAAAUGGCGUCGAAAGAGGAGCGAAAAUUAGCAAUUCUACUUUUGCUUCGCCAAAGACGAAAACGAAGGAAUAAAUACAAAAAAAGGUUUUGGAUUAAAGAUAUUUUAAAACGGCGAAAAGAACUGGGGGAAUACCAUCGGCUCAUUCAAGAAAUGCGGUUAAAUGAUCCUGAAUCAUUUUAUCAAUACUUUCGGAUGACCCCUUCGCGGUUUGAUUUACUUCUUGGUCUGGUUGGGCCAUACUUGAAAAAGAAUUCCUUAUACCGCGAGCCUGUGAGUCCUGAAGAACGCCUCGCUGUUACUCUUCGCUUUUUAGCAACAGGCGAUUCUCAACAAAGCAUAGCAUUCAGUUUUCGACUUGGCCAUGCUACUGUGACCAAAAUCGUAGAGGAGUCUUCCGAAGCUUUGUGGUCUGCGUUGCAACCGUUUCUCAAGCCUCCAACGACAACAAGCGAAUGGAAAAAUAUCGCAACAGAUUUUUGGCAGUUGUGGAACUUCCCAAUGUGUUGCGGAGCCAUUGAUGGCAAACAUGUAGUCAUGCAAUGUCCCCCUCGUGCUGGUUCGUCAUUUUUUUAACUAUAAAGGAACACAUAGCAUUGUUCUGUUGGCAGUUUGUGAUGCUAGGUACUUGUUUACUCUAGUGGAAAUUGGCAGCUCAGGCAG
Molecule: messenger RNA, 775 nt
Organism: Xenia sp. Carnegie-2017
Lineage: Eukaryota; Metazoa; Cnidaria; Anthozoa; Malacalcyonacea; Xeniidae
Product: protein ANTAGONIST OF LIKE HETEROCHROMATIN PROTEIN 1-like
Exons: 2
Coding region: 116-688 (190 amino acids)
Source: RefSeq, a predicted model, not a curated record